Molecule: messenger RNA, 2622 nt
Organism: Culex pipiens pallens (northern house mosquito)
Lineage: Eukaryota; Metazoa; Arthropoda; Insecta; Diptera; Culicidae
Gene: Naa35
Product: N-alpha-acetyltransferase 35, NatC auxiliary subunit
Exons: 8
Coding region: 105-2402 (765 amino acids)
Biological process (GO): N-terminal peptidyl-methionine acetylation
Cellular component (GO): NatC complex
Source: RefSeq, a predicted model, not a curated record
UUUCUGUAAAACGUCAAAAUUUUACACUCAGCCGCAGUGAAUGUUUACAUUUUUUCCAAGUCCGGAACGUUUUCGCUGAUUUUAGCAGUAAUUUUCCUUGCAAAAUGGACCAAACCCAGCUCGAACCGGAGGAUUUAAGUCUUAAACCGUCGACCCUCCCCGACGAUCUCGAUCCGUCGUUGGCAGCGGUGCCCGCUAUCGAGGAAGUAGCUACCCGAUACGCGGACCUGGAGAAUCUGCAGGGCGUCCCGUCGUGGAGCGACAUCCGGCCGAGCCCGGUCCGUGAGUGGCGCGAUGUCACGGGCGAAUUUUUCGACUGCGUCAAGGAGCUGCAGCUGGGCGAACUCAUCCACGACAAUAUGUUCGGGCUGUUUGACGCAAUGUCCGCGAUCGAGAUGAUGGACCCGAAGAUGGACGCCGGGAUGUGCUGCAACAAGGAGGCAACUCCGUUGACCUUCCAGACGGCCGUUGAGACCUCCAAGAUGAAGCUGGCGAAUUUGGAGUGCCGCGAGACGAUCGGAAUCAUCGACGCCGUCUACUCGUGCACCGUGUCCUGGCUGGAAGGCCACUCGAUGGCGCAAACGGUGCUGACCUGCCUGUAUCUGCACCAUCCGAACCAGAUCGAGGACAAACCGAUGAGGGCUUUUGCUUGUGCCAUCCACAAGUUGGUCAACCUGAUUCGGAACUUUAUCCUGCGCGCUCGCGUCUACGAAGAGGAGGACUUCCAGCCGAGCACGUACGGGUACGAUCUGUGCUGCGAUCUAACGGAAACGAAGGCUUGCAACAUGCUGAAGAGCGCCGAGGAGGAUCUGGUUAGGAAGCUUAAGGACACCGAGGGCGAACGGGAAAAGGAAGAAGUUGGGGCGUUGCUGAGUCGACUCAAGUUCACCCGGCUGCUGCUGCAGUGUCUGGUGUCGCUGUAUCCGACCAAGCAAAGUUCUUCCUGGAAUUCCAUCACGGUCACUGCCAACCCGGUAACUAACGUCUCGCCAAACAAAACGGAAAUGAUCGACAUCGUGAAAACGCUCAACGGAGCGCACGAGCUGACCCAGGUGAUGGAGAAGACCAUCGAGUACGGGACGCAACCGGAGCCGGACUCCGACACGCCCAACCCGAUGGGCUUCUCAAUGAUGGUGAACCAGCGGCUGCUGCCGCCGACCUUCCCGCGGUACACCAAGAUCAAGGAGCGCGCGACCUGCAUCCAGUACCUGGCCGAGCUGAUCCAGCGGCUGAAGCACGUGUGCAAGAUUGUACAUUGUACGAAUUAUCAUAGUGCGCUGAACUUCUUCAUGGACUUUAGCAAAAAGUUCAGCCCCUGUCUGCUGUCGCGCAGCAUCCUGCAGACGCUCUACCUGCCCACACACGACAUGGUGUUCGGCACCAAGAAGCUAACCGAGGUGCUGAAAGAGUCGGCCAAGUCGUUCAUCGCGCCGCCUGUGCUACUAGCGGAAAAUCCGCUCUCCUCGAACCCUGCGGCAUGCAAUUGCGUCGAUUCGUUCUUCGCGUACAAUGAGCACACGUUCAGCGUGUUGUUCGAGAUUUGCGGGUACAAUCGAGCCCGCCAGCGGGACAAGCUCGGCAUCAUGCUGUCCAACUUUGCCAACCUGCAGGACGAAGCGGAACGCGUUGACGCGUACCUGCACCAACUGUCGAUGAAGAACGAGAACCCGCGCCAGCAUUUGGCCUGCUUCGGAACGUGGGUUCUGUACCACUGCUUGCGUGCAAUGUCCUUCUUCCUUCUCUCAGGAUUGGAGCUAGAGCUGUAUUCGGUGCACGAAUAUCUGUACAUUUUCUGGUACUUGUACCAGUUCCUUUUCGGCUGGAUCGUGUCCGCGCUGACCCGAGCGGACACCUUCCUGGUGGAGCAGGACUACGUCGCCGACCCGAAGGCGGCCAAAGGCAGCCAGAAGAAGCCCAAGGUGAAGAAACGAAAGGGCAAAACCGACGCCAAGGAGAUCAUCUUCAACCAGGCCAUGCAGAACAUGUGCGGCGGUUACUACAAAGCCCUCGGUGGGUUCAUCGCCGAGGAGCGCAUCCCCGAGCCGCUGCCCACGUUCGACAACGAGAAGGUUCGCUUCGAGCAUCGGUUCGCGCCGUUUGCAGCCCUGUCGACGCCACCGCCGAUGGCCUACUCGGACUUUAAGAUGAUGAAGACGUACUUGCUCAAGUCGCCGGCCGGGGAGUUGUACGCGUCGGCCGCAAAGCACUUUCACGAGGCGCGCGUUCUGCUCGAGUCGUACCCGAACCCGGAUGAGGAGUGGCACGAGAUCGUCAAGGUGGCCAAGAUGAACUUUGUGAUGAUGAACCUGCUGGCCAGCGGACUCAACUGGCAGUCCCGAACGCCGCCAGAGUUUGACUUUUCCUGCCACCGCUUCUUCCCGAUCAUCAAGCAGCGGAAGUAGAGAGGUCCUGGACAACGGUUGCAUGCAUCGUCGGGUCACUUUCUAAAACUGUGCAAAUGUGUUCCGUUGGGGUUUUACCGAGAUUAACUAGAACAGAGAAGGGGGUGUGUUUAAAUGUAUGUAAUCAGUGUGUGUUUCUGUAAUUGUGUUCUUUCUAGGGUACGUUUCUCGAUGCAAUUGGGUUUAACUUAUUGAAAAGAAGUAUAUUGAAAUUAGCGUA